Penicillium nucicola is the source of this 2283-nucleotide messenger RNA. RefSeq names its product PXA domain-containing protein. The record is from RefSeq and is a predicted model, not a curated record. Bases 1 to 2283 code for a protein of 760 amino acids. Gene Ontology annotation, cellular component: extrinsic component of endosome membrane; early endosome; late endosome. The transcript has 3 exons. Gene Ontology annotation, molecular function: phosphatidylinositol binding. NCBI's taxonomy places the organism in Eukaryota, Fungi, Ascomycota, Eurotiomycetes, Eurotiales, Aspergillaceae. Gene Ontology annotation, biological process: early endosome to late endosome transport; endosome to lysosome transport; protein targeting to lysosome.
AUGAAUGACCCUCACCGCUCCGGGCUUCAGCCGAUUUCCCACCUCAAGGCUGGGGCGACAACCUCCAGCUCCAGAUCCACUGCGCUGCCCGCCGCGACGACACUGCAGCCCCCUUCGCGUCCGUCCUCUCGAAUCCGAACAAAAAAGACCAGCAAGGAUGAACCAGCCGAUGCGGCCAGUGACCGGGCGACAAACGCCCUAAUCCGACGCGUUCUAUGUCCACAGACAAGCAGCUAUGGGGCGUCCUCUCCACAGCCUCCGGAAGAGCUGUUACCUCCCCUCACAAGCUCUAACGACGUUGAUCGUCAGCUGUACGCCCUACUCGCCAUAAUAAUUAAAGAAUUUGUUUAUUCGUGGUACUCGAAAAUCACCCCUGACCAAGCUUUGGUGAAUGAAGUGCUACAAGUCAUCGCUCAUUGUACACGUGCUCUGGAGCAAAGACUACGGCAAAUCGAUGUUGCACAAUUAGCCUUGGAUGAGAUCCCCGGACUAGUGGAAGCACAUGUCACUUCGUACAGACUGGCCAGGCAACGGUCGCAUCUCUCAGGGCUACCAACGUCGUACCGUGCGCUUUAUCAUGAGCUAAAUCCUCACCCUGGUCUUUCUCCGGUGCCUGAUCCAAUAGAUCCAGACACAAGCACGGAACAGAAUGAGAAUGAAAUAGUAUAUCGACGUCUGCUGGCAAACGGUGCCUUAGCAGUUCUCCUUCCAACCGAGGAUCUGGAGAACAGCAGUGUCCGAGCGCUGGUUGUCGAUGUCAUUGCAGACCUGAUCCUUGGAAACCAAAUCAGUGGCAGAGCAUGCAAAGGAUGGUUCAUCUGGGAAACUAUAACCAAACUCGCCGUGAGAGUGGGACAACGUCAAACCCCAGAAGACACAAAAUCGGUCUCAGACUCUCAAAUCAACCGGUUAGAGAAGUUUGGUUUGUUAUCAAAUCAAGACGAUUCCAUGAAUCAGCCAUCAGCGUCAUUCUCAGCCACAGCCUGGAUAUGGAAUGUUCUGCAGGGCAUCUAUCUUGGUUAUGUUGCUUUGCAUUUUAUUGUCAUAGGUCUGUUCCGUGUCGCAUCGAGUCCAGGCCCGUCCUCGCACGGAUUUAGUGUUUCAGUCGCCUCUUCGACUAUAAAUCGAAAGAUAGAUGGGAUGGGGUCAGACAGUGUCACGGGGAAGCGCCCGGUUCUCGACUAUCGGGUGUUUUCCAUGGCUUCAGAGAUUUUGGGAAUCCCCUGGAGAAUGCCAUGGCUGAGUGGGCUGUUCGCUUUGUCCCAGCAUCUGAUUCUGGCAGGCCCAGGCAGGGUUGGCAGUGCCGACGGAGUCCUUGAUAGAUUCCUUCGCGAGACCAUUGAGGAGUACGUGCUAACCCCCACUUUGUUGCCCAACCUUCUUCUUGCAACAAGGACCGCCUUGUUCCCAGCCAAUACCCGCCCAUCAACUCAGAUAGCCGUGAACAUUGGUAUUCCGACUUCGGCUCCGCCACAGGCUCCGGCUACCAGUCAGAAAGCCCUCGCAGCCACAGCUUUACCUGGUACUCCAAUUACAGAAAGCAUUAGGGGACCUGCAGCAAGCGAUGUCAUUGGACAAAGCCUUGAUCCCGGAAGCAAAAGCAAUAGUGGCGGCAGUGGCGGGGGUCCAACCCCAACGACGACCUCAGCCCGCCCAGUGUCACUUUCUUCCAUUGCAGCCGAUGCCCCAACAACAGCAUCGACACACGUGCCGGCUGAGCCGGAGAAAAGGGAUGGCCCAUCUGAAACGGAGAUCGCCGCUAUCAAGCGGCGAUGUGCAGCUAGUCUCCUGGCCGUGAUUCCACGCAUCCUCGCACGAACCUUCUUUGGUGUGUGCUCGUCGGCGCCUCCGCCCUGUAGCGGUGAUCGUACCUGCAGCACCAACAGUUCACUCUCCCCUUCCACCAUUUCCUCCCCGCCUCCUUCUGCGGACGGUGGGGAUCAGCAGCUUCGAACUGCACCCCAGGGGAACGAAUCAACCCCAUCGUCAUCGAUUUCGCAUUCGGGUUCAUCUCCAGUCCUGCCUGCAGGGAGUGGUCACCUUGCCGCUGAGCUUCUGCGCACAGAUGACGAUCCAGCUAGGGUUGGUUUGGAGGAAGAGUACCUCCUGGAUAGGAUCGAAAAUGAUAUUCUCGACAUUUUUGCGGAUGAGUACUGCAACAAACAUCUGAUCUAUUCCAUUAUUGAGACAGUACUGGCCAAGGUCCUCCCUGAGAUAUCCGAGCACAGCGUGGAAGACCUACUAGAGGACCGUGGGGUAGCACCAGUACCACCUGCAUUCUAA